UUUUUUUUUUUUUUUACCCUUAUAUUUUAAUACUUAAUUUAUCAUAAUGGGCUCCUCCGCUGAUGACACUUCUUUUUCUGUUUUUAAACAAGAUGGAAGUCAUCAAUUCUACUGUCGUUGGUCUUUGGAAGAAGACAUGUUACUAUCAAAAGCCGUAGCAGAUCAUGGGCCUCACAAAUGGACAACAGUCGCUCAAUGUAUUCCAGGACGCACUGCUGUUCAAUGCUCCACCCGAUGGUUUGGUGCACUCAAUCCUAAUGUACAUAAAGGAAGAUGGUCUAAACAUGAAGAUAAAGCACUUUCAGAAGCUGUCGAAUAUUAUCAAUUUAUUACCAAGGAUACUGCAUUACCAUGGAACAGAAUUGCAGAAAACAUUCCACAUAGAACGGGUAUCCAAUGUCAAGCAAGGUGGACAGAAGCACUGGAUCCAGCUGUGCGUAAGGGUCGAUGGCUCUUAAGUGAAGAUAAAUUACUCGAGAAAGCAAUCCAGAGAUACGGUUGUUGUUGGAUCAGAGUCGCUAGUAUAAUUCCAACACGUACGCAAAGACAAUGCCGUACACGAUGGAACCAAAUUCAUACACAGCAUAUGAAAUCGGCAUCGAAUAAGCCAAAUAAGAUCUAUUCUCCCCCUCCUCCUCCGCCGUUACCUCCUGUUAAUGAUCCUACACCACCACCACCAUCAUCAACAGCAGCAUUGGACUUUUAUUUGCCUACCGAUGAUAAAAGCAUGGAUGAUUUACUGGCACAAUAUGCAAUGUCUAGUAGGACAUCUUCGUUAUCUUCUUACUCGCCUCAUCUGGAGAACAAUACAGCUUACAUGAACGAUCCAUUUAGAGUGGAAAGUACAAGUUGCUGGGGGAUGCAAGAUCCAUUGGAUCUGCAGGGAUUUUUAUCCACUAGCUCAAACAAUAAUUUGUUUCAGUCUAAAGAGUUUACUCUCGGCCACAAUGGUGAAGAUAACUUCGUGGAUGGACUAUUAACUGUACAUGAUUUCGAGUUCUUGUUAGAUCUGUAAUAAUAAUUACAAGUGUUUACACGACACUAUUCUUUUUUGUUAUUAUUAUUAACUGUAUUAUGCUGGACAAUGAAGGAAGAAGAAAAAAAGACAUAUUUUAAUAAAACCAAAUGGUCAUGAUGAUUUUCUGUUUGCCUUCUGUUGAUUGCAAGAUUGUGCAUAAAAAAACAUAAAAGAUGUAUGAAUGUUUUGUCGGGUUGAAAAAAGAAAGGU
Mucor mucedo is the source of this 1228-nucleotide messenger RNA. Its product is annotated as Homeodomain-like protein. The record is from RefSeq and is a predicted model, not a curated record. The transcript has 2 exons. NCBI's taxonomy places the organism in Eukaryota, Fungi, Mucoromycota, Mucoromycetes, Mucorales, Mucoraceae. The coding region runs from base 47 to 1015 and encodes 322 amino acids.